AAGAAAAGAGGGCACGCCCCUAUUGCUUUGACUGUCGAGGCGAGCUGAACGCAAGAAACAGCAAACAGAAGUGGACAAAGAGUUGCAAUGGACGGUGAUGUUGCGGUCGGUGUGAAGAGAGGCUCAGAUGAGCUCAGCAUGUACGGUAGCAGCCCCAACUCCAUGACUGCGAACGGUAGUGACAGUAAGAAACAGCGUCUGGAUGAGUCUCCUCCCUCCAGAGUUCUUCACAUCAGGAAACUUCCUAAUGAAGUAUCGGAGACUGAAGUCAUUGCUCUGGGGCUUCCCUUUGGAAAGGUCACCAACAUCCUGAUGCUGAAAGGCAAGAACCAGGCGUUUCUGGAGUUGGGAACGGAGGAGGCAGCCAUUACUAUGGUGAACUACUACACAGCUGUCACCCCUCAGGUCAGAAACACUCCUGUUUUCAUCCAGUACUCAAACCAUAAGGAAUUGAAGACUGACUCCGCUUUGAACCAGAGGGCUCAGGCAGUACUGCAGGCUGUCUCAGCGGUCCAGGAUGGAAGCUCACCCUCUUCCGACCCUGGAGUUUUGGACCUAGCUCCACCCCCCAGCCCUGUCCUGCGCAUUAUUAUUGACAACAUGUUUUAUCCCGUCACACUGGAUGUUCUCCAACAGAUCUUCAGUAAAUUUGGAACAGUGAUGAAGAUUAUAACUUUCACCAAGAACAACCAGUUUCAGGCUCUGCUACAGUUCAGCGAUCCCGUUAAUGCACAGCAAGCUAAACUGUCUUUGGAUGGGCAGAAUAUCUACAAUUCGUGCUGCACUCUGCGGAUAGACUUCAGUAAACUGGUCAGCCUCAACGUCAAGUACAACAACGAUAAGAGCCGAGAUUACACCAGACCUAACCUGCCGGCUGGAGACGGAGACUCAGCCAAUAAGGAUCAUUCUUCCUUACUGGGUACCCCGUCCGGAGCACUAGCUUCCUACUCUAGUGGAGGAGGUUACUCGUCUUCUCUCUCCCUCUCGCAGGGUGGAGGUGCCAUCAGUCCUCUGAGUGCUGCAGCGGCGGCGGCGGCGGCUGCUGGACGAGUCGCUCUAUCGGGCUCUGGGGUGUCAGGAGUCUUGCUGGCAUCCAACCUGAAUGACGAGAUGGUCACGCCUCAAAGUCUCUUUACCCUCUUCGGAGUCUAUGGCGAUGUCCAGAGGGUGAAGAUCCUCUACAACAAGAAGGACAGUGCUCUAAUCCAGCUGUCCGAUGGCAACCAGGCUCAGCUAGCUAUGAGUCAUUUGAACGGUCAGAAGGUGUUUGGAAAAGUGAUGAGAGUGACGCUGUCUAAACACCAGACUGUUGCUCUGCCUAGAGAAGGACUGGAUGACCAGCUUCUCACUAAAGAUUUCUCUGGCUCACCACUCCACCGCUUUAAGAAACCUGGAUCCAAGAACUUCCAGAAUAUCUUUCCUCCCUCAGCAACACUUCACCUCUCUAAUAUACCGGAGGGAGUGACAGAGGAGGAUCUACGUCUUCUCUUUUCCAACAACGGCGGAACCGUCAAAGCCUUCAAGUUCUUCCAGGACCAUAAAAUGGCGUUGAUCCAGAUGUCAUCAGUAGAGGAGGCGAUCCAGGGGCUGAUUGAUCUUCACAACUACGACAUGGGGGGGAAUCAUCAUCUUAAAGUUUCCUUUUCCAAGUCUACCAUAUAACCCUCACACCUGACUCCUAACCCUUUAAACCUGACAUGAGAGAAAGUUCCUGCCUUGGCCUGCUUUUCUAAAUUGUCUAUUUUCUUCCAUUAACCUCUAAUGCUCUGUCCCUUAACCCUUAGGCGAUAUCUUAGCUUCUGACACUAAUAUUCUGUACUACAGAAACAUGCUUCAGUACCUACACAUCUAAAUUGAAGGUACAGAAUCGGGUUUGGUUUUGCAAUUACAAGAAGACUUAAUUCCCCAGACUCCUCCGUAGACCCUCAGGCCAGUAAAGACAUUGUGUUAACUGUAAAGCUUCAAGGCUACAUAUGACCUCCCUUAUGGCUCUCUUAUAGUGGGAAUUAGCAAGAAAACAAAAAGUUCCUCUUUUUUAUGUUGUUGUUGGGGGGUGGUGGUGGUUGCAUGUUGCCAUUUGCUCAUCACUGUGGUGUUUCUGUACUGCUCUUCCCAGAGAUCACCUGUCAAUCGAACAGUCCAGCCCAUUCCUUAUGCAUGAGCAACUUGUCAGUAGUUCCACAUAAUCCUGGGAUUUUCAGAUCCUUGAAGCAAGAUCGAAAUGUAGCCUACUUUGUAAGCACAGCAACAGCUCCUUAAAGGGAUAGUUUGCCCAUUUUUAAAAAUGUGAGAUUUUCCCCCCUAGUGGUGCUAUCUUCCUCUCAUUGUUACUGAGUGCUGAAUACAGGCUGAAUGCUCAAAUACUAACUAUUAGCCUCCUGCCAUUGAGCUGGAUCCAAUUUGACUAUGGGAACAUAAAUAUAUAAGAAUACAAUAUACCAAAUUACACUAAUUCAUAGACAUCUCUACCUUUAAUGAUCAUCAGUUGUAAUCUUUUACUACACCUCCAUUAAACACAUUGUUGAAACUAAAUGUGAAAACUUAUAAACCAUCAGUCAUUAAAAUAAACCAUGUAGCUUGUCUUUCGCAGCUACUUCAGUGAAGAAAACAAACAACAGCAACAGUUUACUUCCAUCCCUGUGGUGGCUGUUGUUUCUCUGGUGUGGAGUGAUACAGGAAGGGCAGAAGUAACCUGAUUUUUCCAGUUUCUAACAACAUCAAAAAUACAGUCAUAAAUUUGAACUUGAAUUGAAUUUGAAGUUAUUUGAACCCAAGUUUGAACAAAUUGAUUGUAUGUACAUUGCAGUUUCAGAAAGCAAUACUUGUAAAGUGCUGUUAAACCUUUGAGGGGAUCACAGCUGGCAAUUUGAAGGAUGUUAGUCCCAGGGAAAGCCAGAUGUCAGGAGGCUAACAGGUAGCAUUUGGUCCUACUUAACAGCUGGGGGAGAGUGAAAUAAUAUCACACUUUUCAAAUUGGGUGAACUGAUAAGCACCAAACUGCAAAAACACAGGCUUGUUAAGAGUUCUCUGGAUUAUGACCAGCACACUUCAUUUAUGUAGCCUAGAAUCAAACUGAUAGAAACCAGUUUAAUAAUUUUUACCUGAAUGGGAGUUUUUCACAUGGACACACAUUGGAAAAAGUUUCAUUGUCAUGAGCACACACUUUUUUUUAGUUAUACUUAAGGCAGUUUUCUAAACAAUAAUUCAUAUAAGUUAGAAUUUAAUAUAGUUUAGUGCAAAAUUGACCUAUGUCUGAAUUGCAAACCUUGCAAAUAGAGUAAAAUAUCCUUUGGAUUUUAGGUUAACUUUGAUGCUACAUGGACUACAGAUGAAACUGUAAAUAGUCAUACACAUUUUUGUUAUCAGCAAGUUUCUGCUGUGAUUAUCUCUUUUUUACACAGUUUGGCAGUGAAAAAAACGCUGUCUCUUUAAGUCACAGUGCCAGCCGCUCAUGACGCUGCUGCUGGUUUUGACUCGACUCAUGUUCUCUUUCUCUACUGAAAAACGGGAGCAGGCUGUAAUUCAAGAUAUCUCAGUACAUCCAAGUUUCAUCAAUCAAAACCACCACCUGCAUUUGAGGAACAUUUGAGGAGUCAGACAUGAGGAUCAUCCUGAUCAUUUGAAUCAGCUAACAUUAGAUUAGCCUGGUUUCAUUUAGCCACAUACAAGGCACGGGCUCCAGUAUUAUGGCCUUUUUUCUCCAGACUUUGAGUGUCUGUAGGUGGCGCUCUUUGUUUAUUUAGCCAUGGUGGAUAGCACAGAUCAUGCUAACUACCCAGUUCUGCUGUUUCUUCCAAACAAAGUGGAAACAUAACAUUCAUCACUUGUGUGCAGAAGAGGACUUUUCCCAGGAAAGAGCUACCAGACAGAGUGUUUAGAACUGUGGCACAUUAUUAUUUUAAAUCCAAGGAAGUUCAAAUAACUUUGAAGCUUUCAAAAAACAUCACGUUGAUUUAAGACAGUUGCAGUCUCUGCUACUCUUGAGUAGUUCCUGUGAUUUUGGUGUUACUUCAACAAAACACAAUUCUCUCCAAAUCCAAGGAAAAUGAUCACCGUGGAAACAUGUCAUCUGGGAAGCACAUUCCAAAGCACCACCAUCCCGUCAAAGGUGUAACCGGUCUGUCCUUUCCAUCCUGUUGACUGACUUUAAUCUCCACCAUUUUGGACACAAUUGCAAUGGAGGCCCCACUACCUUGCUCACUAAACAGACAUCACAGUUUGUGUGUGUGUGUGCUUUCCUCAGGUCAGAAUGUGCCUUGCUCAUAUUUGCCCACACAAACGUAGAAGGAUCAAGGCACAUUCUGCCUCUGGUGUUACCGUUUAUGUUCAUGUUGUAUUCUGGUGUUAGUCACUAUGUAGAGCAGUGGUUGUCAGACUUUUCCUGGAAGCCCACAUUUUUACCAUGAUUCAGACUUAAUAUUGGCUGGAUGUUGCACAGGCCAGGUAAUGGAGAUCCUGUUUAGAGAUAACUACAUUACCAGUCUGUGUUUCCUCCCAGGGGAUUUUAGCAGUAUACCAUCGCCAGAGGCUUUCUUAAAUUUCUAACUUAAGUGCUUUACAUCAGGUUUUGGUGUUAGCCCCUAAGAAUCAACAAACACGAAACCGUCCAAACCCGCGGCGCACCUGCACAUGUCCAACUAAAUUCCAUUUUUUCCUAUCUUAUCAGCUCUGCUUGCUGUACUUUUCUGGAUUUUGUUUUCCACUGCAGAUAGUACCCCCUCAUUGCAAAGCCCCAUUGGUCGCUUGAUGGAUAGAUUACAAACUAUGAUACAAGUUUGACAAAUGUUUGUGGCAUUUCCUGGUUCUACAGUGUCCCGUUCACAGGCUGUAGCCUGGAGGAUAGCAGCACCACACCUGUGCUAUGCAUGCUGCACGUGUCCCAGUAAACAUCUCCACAGGUUGUCUGUGAGUGAAUGACCACAUUUGGCCAUGCAUAACCCACAGUGGCAGUACUGCACAUGCCAUUGGAUAAACAAGAGCAUCUCUCUAGAACUGCCAUUAAGCAGUCAUACAGGAAGAAAUCUCUUGUCAAAUAGGCAGAGAUAAAAACAUUAGAGCACAGUGCAGCACAGACACAAUUCCAUCUUUUUUGUAAUUUGAACAUCUGGGCCCUGGAUAGCAGUGUUUUUCCACUUUGACUUCCUCUCAAGUAGCAGAAACUGUGCUCUUGCACUUCCGGUGUUGUCGUUGUUGGAUCAUGAUGACCAGAAACAAACUGGUUCUGUUCCAGUUUGCAAAUGAAAUUUUGGAAGUCGAAGUCAGUCAUCAACAGUUGGCAAAGGCUAAGUUUGUUAGAACCCAGGACCAAAUUAUUAACAAGUUUAAAAAUUCAAAGGAGCACAGAGACACCAGUAACAGCCCAGUGAAUAGUGGCGCUGGAUAGGUUGAUAUAGGCGAGUAUUGGGAAUUGCAAGUAGAGGCAGGUUGAGGGGAAGUGAAUACACCAAAAAAUGAAAACCCAACACUUCAACCACAAAAGAGCUUCACUGGACAUCAUAAGAUCAGAAAUAAAUGUCAGUGUAAGAGUAUGAAGAGUCAUUUAUGUUUUAAGAAUAUAUCGAGGCAAUGGUAAUCUUCCUAAGAUACAGCGGCUUCCAAAGCCAACCUUUGAAAACCACUGCUCUCAAAGAUGUGCAGUCAUACACACACUCAUAGAAAGCAUGUAAAUGACAUCAUUUUGAACAUGUGAUUAUGGUCUUGGUGUCUGAUUGGCUUAGUGAGGAGAACUGUUGGGACCAAAGUACAUGUGCCUUUAGUCUCAUUUUACUGUUGAAUCGUACUGUCUUUCACCACAGGUGGUUUUACAGCUAACAUGUUUAUCUCACAUAAAUGCAGAAUUUUAACCCCAUAGAAACAGAUUAUUUUGCUAUUUCUGAAAUAUUUUUGACUUUGUUAAUUUCUUCACUCCAGUCCACUGUUUCACUAAUAAAAUAUGAUUAUUUGUCAAGCAAAGAAAUGGAAAACUGGGUUGCUGUUUCAAACAAGAGGUCAUGUGCAGACAGCUUAUUUUUAAAGGGUUGGUUCUUACUGCAGCUACAUAGAUUGUUUUUUCUUUUGGAUCGUGGGCAUAUUUUGUACCUGGUUUGUUUCUUUUGUGACAAGAGUUCAGUUUGGCACAAAUUAAAAUGUCUUUUUUUACUGGUAAGUCCUUGUUUGUUUGUUUGUGUGUACGUGUGUGUGUGUGUGUGUGUGUGUGUGUGUGUGUAUAUUUUAGACCUCUGCAUUCAUCUGUAUCUUUAAAUAAACUUCUGUCACUCUGUUCA
Myripristis murdjan (pinecone soldierfish) is the source of this 6263-nucleotide messenger RNA. RefSeq names its product polypyrimidine tract binding protein 2b (gene ptbp2b). The coding region runs from base 88 to 1662 and encodes 524 amino acids. Lineage: Eukaryota; Metazoa; Chordata; Actinopteri; Holocentriformes; Holocentridae. Gene Ontology annotation, molecular function: RNA binding. Gene Ontology annotation, biological process: mRNA processing. The transcript is spliced from 17 exons. The record is from RefSeq and is a predicted model, not a curated record. Gene Ontology annotation, cellular component: nucleus.